Messenger RNA from Pyricularia grisea, 1182 nucleotides. RefSeq lists its product as uncharacterized. The transcript has 2 exons. Lineage: Eukaryota; Fungi; Ascomycota; Sordariomycetes; Magnaporthales; Pyriculariaceae. The coding region runs from base 1 to 942 and encodes 313 amino acids. The record is from RefSeq and is a predicted model, not a curated record.
AUGCGCUACAUCCAUUACUUCGCCGCCUCACUGGCGAUUAGCAUCCUUCCGGCCUUUGCUAUGCCCACGGCCUCCGCUACCACGGCCUCCCUAUCCCGGACAGCUGGUAUCACCCGCAUCGCCACAUCUCGUCCCGGCCUAUCGCCCCAGGAUCCGAACUUUCCCAUUCCAAUGCCGGACUUCAAUGUACCCGAUGAGCCCAUCAAGCCAAAGGACCCAACUCCCACCCAGGCGCUACCCAUCGAGACAGACUCCGUCACAGUCAUUCCAGUGCCGGACUUUAAUACAUAUUACAACCACAUCGACCCAAUCUUCCCAAUCCCCACUCAUAUGCCGGACGACGAUUCAGCCACCGAGGACCAGGAGUACGUAAACAGCCGUCAGCUUCGUCAGCUCGUGCCCGGUCAAAUCCCGAGCCCCGAAGAGGAGUUGCUCAACGAGGGCGAGUACUCGCCUCACCUUACUCCGGGCAUCGUCAUCAUGGACGGAAAGCCCACGCCAGUUCCACCUCAAGACCCUGAGACACCCGAAGACCCGGAGACGACAGCUUCUGCCAUGUUGCCAGCCACCAACCUUACGAGCCGCGCAGAUAUCGAAUCUACCUUUAAAGGCUACAUCGAUCGCUGCGACGUCUGCCUCAUGCGUGGCGAGGACAAGCUGUGGUGUGUCUGCAGGUCGACCAAGGGGCAGCCCGACACGAUCAUCAACAAGGUGGAAUGCGAAGCCAACCUGAGCAAGAGGCUGGGGAACUCUGAUGGUAAACUUGUGUGGUCAUCUCUUGGGUACAGGGACUCUUGCAGGACCUUUGCCCUCCGUAAAGGACGAUAUUUCUAUGCCGAGUGCCCAAACAAGGAAGGCGUAUGGAAGGACACCAUGAUCGAUCUCAAUGAGCACAUUGGGAUUUAUGAUGACGGCCAUGAGAUGUCGCUGCAAUUGGCGUAGGGCAUGCAUUAUUGUCUACUCAUCUUACGAGUUUCUUGGAUUUUUUAUGGGCCAUCAUUUUUUUGGUAUCAGUGACGAGUUCACUUGAUUGUUUGGCUGGCAACAGGAGAUUAGGGGGUUUUGAUAGCCUUUUUUUUGGCUGGAUGGAACACAAAGUUUUCGGAGGUAUUCACUGUUUACAAGGAGGAGGUUAUGGUCCGGUCCAGCCUACCUGCCAUAGCUGUCUGGGGCAAGCACGGA